AUGGCUACUACUACAACACCAAUUGAUAUCAAUGUAGAUACCCCUGCUACUACAGAGGACGAUAGGCCAUUAAAGAAGCCAAGAACAGAGGAUGAUGAUGUGUUAAUGACAACUGCCGCACCAAUAGAUACUACUACACCAACUAGUCCAACAACUUCAACACCAACAAGCACUACUUCAACUGUUACACCAACAUCAACGCCAACUUCAACCACAAAACCAUUCGAUAGUGUAGCCAUUAAUACUGGACGUGUCAACAUGAUGAUGUUCAACCUACCAAAGAAUAUGGAUACUGGUCGAUUCCAGAAGCUACUAACAAAGAAUGGUACAACCUAUGUCAAAGCAAAGAAGGUGUUCAAAGAGCAGUUCGCUGUUGUAACCUUGGAGAGCGUCGACUUGGUACAACCAUUCAUCGAGAAGUGGAAUGGCUUUGACUUGGAUGGUGUAAAGUUAAAGGCACAAGAGAAGACUGGUAGACAAGACAAUGACAACAACAAUAAUAAUAACAAUAAUAAUAGGAAUAAGCGUGGAAGAGAUGAUUCAUCAUCAGGUGGUGGUGCCGACGCACCAUUGAGAUUGAUAGAGGACAUUGUCAAUCCAUGGCACAACAUCGAGUAUAGCGUGCAGUUGGAGAAGAAGCGCGCGGGCGUCUUGGACGUGCUCACCAACAUGACCACGGCCAUCAGGAAGGAGUGCACAAAGCAGCCCGACUGGCUGCUGGAGAAGAAGGGCCGCCAGCUGGCGUGUCCGCUCGAGGAGAUCAUCGCAUCGCCCGUCGUGUCCAACUAUCGCAACAAGUGCAGCUACACGAUCGGUCGCAAGGAGGACCAGACACCCUGCAUCGGAUUCGCACUGGGUCGCACAGGCAAUGGCAUCACGGUCGUCGGCGAUCCAUCCAACUGCCAGAUCAUAUCUGGUCGCUCAAACGCAGUGCGUCGCCAUCUCGAGACGUACGUCCUGGCCCAUGCGCGCCCACCCUUUGACAAGAUGACGCACACUGGCUUCUGGCGCCAGUUGACAGUUCGCGACUUUACCACGGGCGAGACGAUGGCCACUGUUCAGUUCAAUCAUCGUGGACUCACCGAGCAGGAGAUCAAGGACGAGUCAGCUGCACUGAUCGCACACUUUGACAAGGCCAAGGGCACGGAUGCCGAGGUUACCAGUCUGUCAAUCCAGUGCUAUGACGGCGUGUCCAAUGCUGCCCCAGUCGAUCUUCCCGUCCUGCUGAUCGCCGGCACAGAGACCGUGGCCGAGCAGCUGCUCGGACUCAAGUUCAACGUGUCGUCAAACGCAUUCUUCCAGGUCAACACCAAGGCCGCCGAGCUGCUCUUCUCCCGCGUAGUUGAUUGGGCCGGCGUCUCGGCGCGCAACAUUGUGCUCGAUGUUUGUUGUGGCACUGGCACGAUUGGCCAGUGUUUGUCAAAGCAGGCACGCCAUGUCUAUGGUCUGGAGAUGGCGCCAGACGCCGUCGAGGACGCCAAGGUCAAUGCCAAGUGCAACGGCAUCACCAACGUCGACUACAUUGUUGGCAAGGCCGAGGACACUAUGGACGGCCUGCUAGCCACCAUUGGCAGGACGUACAACGAUGUGAAGGAGGGCGAGAUCAUUGGCAUUGUCGAUCCACCACGUGCAGGCCUACAUCCCAGCGUCAUCAAGUGUCUCCGUCAGUUUGAAUCGAUGAAGCGAUUGGUCUACGUGUCUUGCAACCAAAACUCACUGAUACAAGAUGCGGCCAAACUAUGCAAGAGCAUCACCAACACCAUGAGAGGCACGCCCUUCAAGCCUGUCAAGGCAUUGGCCGUCGACCUCUUCCCACACACAGAGUUGGUAGAAGUUGUCGUACUCUUUGAGCGCAUUGACCUCCAUCGUGCCCCUGCCGUAGUAGUUGCCCCUGUAGUAGUCGCCCCUGUUGCUGUUGCUGUUGAUGUCGCGUCAACAGUUACCGAUGCACCUGUCGUAGCCCCAGCCACAUCCAACGAGACUUCAACAACAACGACAACAACAACUUUAGAGAGUUGA
This is a messenger RNA of Acytostelium subglobosum LB1, 2019 nucleotides long. RefSeq lists its product as hypothetical. Gene Ontology annotation, molecular function: nucleic acid binding; RNA methyltransferase activity. NCBI's taxonomy places the organism in Eukaryota, Evosea, Eumycetozoa, Acytosteliales, Acytosteliaceae. The transcript is spliced from 2 exons. The record is from RefSeq and is a predicted model, not a curated record. The coding region runs from base 1 to 2019 and encodes 672 amino acids. Gene Ontology annotation, biological process: RNA processing.